This is a messenger RNA of Zootermopsis nevadensis, 479 nucleotides long. Lineage: Eukaryota; Metazoa; Arthropoda; Insecta; Blattodea; Termopsidae. The record is from RefSeq and is a predicted model, not a curated record.
GUCCCCCUCCAGAUGCUUGUCAGGCGUACGUUCAAGAAAGCAGCGUGGCUAGUAUACUUGCUAUGUAUUAUACAUUGCACACUGCCAGACAGAAAGAUCGUGUCGGACUCAUGAGGGUUCUAGGCACGUUGGCAAACUGCAAAAAUGACAGAGCUUUUGAAGAUCCAUUUCUUCAUUCAUUGGUUUCUCUGCUUAUACACAUGAACGACGAGUUUUCGGCGGAAGACUUUUGUACUGUAAUUUUUGACGAGUUCUUUUUUGCGGGUCUGGCCCGUGAUAAUGUGCCUAAGCACUUGCUGAAGCUGUUGUGGUACAUUUACCCAAAACUUCCUACAGUCCGACUCCAAACACUUGUUAAGGCUUUGCAACCAACCAGUCAGGUAAGUAAGAAAGAAACACAGAUUACUGAUCAUCCAGGCUGUAGGAGCAGACUUUUCUUCUCUCUGCCGGUAGAAAUGAAAAUUUUCUACUUAGGAUGA